AACUAGAAGAUCUUGCAUCUAAAGCUAAAGUUGCUUUUGGACAGCCUAUGGACUUGCAUUACAGCAAUAAUGAGCUGGUGAUUCCGUUAACCACACAGGAUGAUUUGGACAAAGCUGUCGAACUGCUAGAUCGUAGUGUUCACAUGAAGAGCCUCAAGAUAUUGCUUGUAAUACAUGGAAAUUCACAGGUUCCUGUCCUAAGUAACAUGGAACCAUUGCCAUCACUGGAAGAUUUGGAUAAUACAGUGUUUGGAGUGGCAGAGAGGAAAAACAGGCUGUCUGUAAUAGGUUCUAAUACACGUGAUAGAAGUUCACCUCCCCCGGGAUACAUUCCAGAUGAGCUGCACCAGGUGGUACGAAAUGGAUCAUUCACUAGUAUCAAUAGUGAAGGCGAGUUCAUUCCAGAAAGCAUGGAUCAAAUGCUGGAUCCAUUGUCCUUGAGCAGUCCUGAAAACUCUGGCUCAGGAAGCUGUCCCUCACUUGACAGCCCUUUAGAUGGAGAUAGCUACCCCAAAUCUCGGAUGCCACGAGCACAGAGCUAUCCAGAUAACCACCAGGAGUUUUCAGACUAUGAUAUCCCAAUAUUUGAGAAAUUUGGAAAAGGCGGGACUUAUCCCCGAAGGUAUCAUAUUUCAUAUCAUCACCAAGAUUACAAUGAUGGUCGUAAAACCUUUCCAAGGGCCAGAAGGACCCAGGGGAACAGCUUCCGGUCUCCAGUCAGUUUCAGCCCCACCGAUCACUCCCUGAGUACAAGCAGUGGGAGUAGCACCUUUACUCCAGAGUAUGAGGAGAACCGAAUGAGAAGAAGGGGAAGUGACAUAGACAAUCCUACCCUGUCAGUAAUGGACAUCAGCCCACCUAGCCGCUCACCACGAGCACCAACUAACUGGAGACUUGGCAAGCUGCUGGGUCAGGGUGCUUUUGGCAGAGUAUAUCUAUGUUAUGACGCUGACACCGGAAGAGAAUUGGCUGUUAAACAAGUUCAAUUUGACCCUGACAGUCCAGAGACGAGCAAGGAGGUAAAUGCACUUGAAUGUGAGAUUCAGCUGUUGAAAAACCUGCUGCAUGAAAGAAUUGUUCAGUAUUAUGGCUGCUUGAGGGAUCCCUCUGAAAGAACACUCUCUAUAUUCAUGGAAUACAUGCCAGGGGGUUCCAUUAAGGACCAGUUAAAAGCAUAUGGAGCACUCACAGAGAAUGUGACCCGAAAAUACACACGGCAGAUUUUGGAGGGAGUUUACUAUUUGCACAGUAAUAUGAUUGUACAUAGAGAUAUUAAAGGAGCAAAUAUUCUGCGGGAUUCAGCAGGCAAUGUGAAGCUAGGUGAUUUCGGUGCCAGCAAGCGACUUCAGACUAUCUGUCUCUCUGGCACGGGAAUGAAAUCUGUCAUGGGGACUCCAUAUUGGAUGAGUCCCGAAGUUAUCAGUGGAGAAGGGUAUGGGAGAAAAGCAGAUAUCUGGAGCGUAGGUUGUACGGUGGUGGAAAUGCUCACUGAGAAACCCCCUUGGGCAGAGUAUGAAGCAAUGGCUGCCAUCUUUAAAAUUGCCACCCAGCCAACCAAUCCACAGCUGCCACCUCAUGUCUCGGACCAUAGUCGGGAUUUCCUUAAGCGGAUUUUUAUCGAGGCCAAGUUGCGACCAUCUGCAGAUGAACUGCUAAGACACACAUUUGCACAUUAUCACUAACAGCCUGCCUCAACUCAGCUUGCAUCUACUGCAUUUAUUUUCUAUUUGACUGCACUUUUAUUUUUAUUUUUUUACAAAAAGAGAAAAAAGACAAGAGAGAAAACAUAUUUCUCUUGAUUCUUUGUUUCACUUAGAUUAUAAGCAAGAAUCUAAAUUUUUGUAUUUAGAAUGAGGGUCUCUUCUCCUCUCCCCCACCCCCCAACAGGACCUAGAACCUUUUGUUUCUGUAAUGUACUGAUGUGGUUCACAAAGAUAAAGCACUUUAGUACAUAUUCAUUCCUUAACUAAGGGGAAAACAGACAUAUGACUUGGACUGUCAAGAACUGUAACUUUUUCUAACACCGCUGACUGUCUCAGGAUGCAGGGAAAAAUACAUCAGCAGCUAGCAUGCAGGGAGAAGAAAAUCAUUAUCUGUGAUUUGUUCUUUGUACUGUAGGUAGUUGCUGCUGAGGGUUUUAAGUUAUAUUUUAGCUUGUUAAUCAGUUUCUGAAUAUCACACUUGAGGCAUGAACCCACAGUUCUGGAAAUUAAUUAGAAAGCUCAAAGAACUUAGAACCCUCAGUAGAGAGUGCUCUGCAUAAUAGAGCACCUGCCUGACACUUCCUUUGUGACCAAAAGAAAAUAAGGCAGGAACAUAACUCUAAAUCAGUAGUUGGUGGGAGCUGUUAUAAAGUUAUUUUAUUACCUUCAUAGAACAAGAAUUACAGGUAAAUCAAAGAUUAUAGAUCCAAACUCCUAGAGACUGCAAAGCUCAGGGGGUA
This is a messenger RNA of Emys orbicularis (European pond turtle), 2443 nucleotides long. RefSeq names its product mitogen-activated protein kinase kinase kinase 2 (gene MAP3K2). The transcript has 13 exons. Lineage: Eukaryota; Metazoa; Chordata; Testudines; Emydidae. Gene Ontology annotation, biological process: protein phosphorylation; cellular response to stress. The record is from RefSeq and is a predicted model, not a curated record. The coding region runs from base 48 to 1682 and encodes 544 amino acids. Gene Ontology annotation, molecular function: MAP kinase kinase kinase activity; ATP binding.